AGCCAAGGGUCUCCAACCAAAGUUUUCAUGCAACAAAGGAGCUUGCUAUUGACGGAUGACGUCACAGAAAAGCAAACAGCUGAAAGGGGGAGGUGUGAAGAUGAGGCCGAUGUUGAUCCUCUGUCAGAAAACUCCGGUGAGAAACCAUCUGAUGUGUCAAACUUCUCCCAGCACAAGAAGAAACGUACAAGAAAAAGGCGCCACAAGUGCGACCAGUGUGAGUAUUGGACAGCUAGGAAAGGACAACUGGAACAACACAUGACUGUACACACAGGGGAGAAACCUUACAUGUGUGACCGAUGUGGCUUCUGCACAGCUUGGAAAGGACACCUGGACAGACACUUGGCUAAACACACUGGUGAGAAACUGUACAAGUGUGACCAGUGUGACUUCUGCACAGCUAGGAAAGAACAGCUGGACCUUCACAUAGCCGAACACACUGGGAAAAAGCCCUACACGUGUGAGUAUUGUGGGUUCAUGACAGCUAUCAGGGCUCACCUGUCAAGUCAUAUGAAGAAACACACAGGAGUGAAGCCGUACAAGUGUGACCAGUGUGAUUACUGCACGGCUUGGAAAGCGAACUUAAACAAACACAUGGCUAUAAAACACACAGGUAUGAAACCCUACACGUGUGAAGAGUGUGGGUUCAGGACAGCUUACAGAGUUAGCCUAUCUCGUCAUAUGAAGACACAUAUAAGAGAGAAGGCAUGCAAGUGUGCCCUGUGUGACUACUGCACAGCUAGGAAACAAGACCUGAAUGUCCACAUGACGACUAAACACGCCGGUGUGAAACCCUACAUGUGUGGGGAGUGUGGGUACAGGACAGCGUACAAGUCUAACCUAUCAAGUCAUAUGAAGAUACAUACAGAAGAGUACAAGUGUGACCGGUGUGAUUACUGCACAGCUAGGAAACAAGACCUGGAACGACACAUGGCUAAACACACAGAUGAGAAGCCCUACAUGUGUUGUGAGUCUGGUUUAUCAAGUCACAUGAAGACACCUCCUGAAGACUUGCAUACAGGAGAGAAACCGUACCAGUGCGACUAUUGCAAGAACUGGAAGCCAGACUUGCUUAACCAAAUAUCUAAAAACUCUGGUGAGAAGCCCUACAUUUACAUGUGUGGGCAGUGUGGGUUCAGGACAGAUUAUAAGUCUUUCCUUUCCAGACAUGUAAAAAUGCAAUCAUAAGUAAAGUGUUAGUAUUCGGUUAUAAUUGUCAUUAAGGCCGUCUAGAUCUGUACCAACAGGUAGCCAAGCAUGUUCCAGUUAGAGAUAUGCCGUACAAAAGGCUUAUAAUUUUCAGUAAUUACUGCCUAUUGUGUGUAGUGGCACAAAGAAUGAAACUGUGCAAGAUUCCUCACUGCAGGGUUCUCGCCAGAAUUUUUUCAGUGCAGUUACUGCAGGGGACAUCUAAAAAUACAGUUAAAUCAUGAGACAAGCAGCUCAGGCAUGAGCUGAAAAUGAAUGAAUGAGCAUAAUUUUGCCACUGUGAAAAUUCUUAAAUUUGCAAUUGUCAGAAACAUAUUUUCUCAAUGUUGAGGGCCAAAAAUAAUGAAAUAAAGCUAACAUUUAAAAAAAAAUCUUUUUGUUCAUUUCAAAAGUAAAACUGGCUUCUAUGAACCUUAAGUAGUUGUAGUAUGGUAGGCAUCGUUACAGACGUACAAUCCAGAAAGUGUCAUACGUGAAAAUUGCUGGAGAGUGGCAUUGGAAAGAUCAGAUCUCGACAUGCCAUCCGCCACCCCAACCCCAACCCCAACAGACUUUUUAUAAACUCUAUUAACCCAGUUGUGUUCAUGUUUUGUACUGCGCUGCUUAGUUUAGCUACCAUUUACACCAGUUGUAUGGUAGGAUUUGUAGAUUUUAGCAUAGUGUUGUGAGUCUUUUUGAACAUGUACAGUUACAGUAGGACUUGUACCA
Messenger RNA from Branchiostoma floridae (Florida lancelet), 1917 nucleotides. RefSeq names its product zinc finger protein 525-like. NCBI's taxonomy places the organism in Eukaryota, Metazoa, Chordata, Leptocardii, Amphioxiformes, Branchiostomatidae. Bases 28 to 1188 code for a protein of 386 amino acids. The record is from RefSeq and is a predicted model, not a curated record. Gene Ontology annotation, biological process: regulation of DNA-templated transcription. Gene Ontology annotation, molecular function: DNA-binding transcription factor activity, RNA polymerase II-specific; RNA polymerase II cis-regulatory region sequence-specific DNA binding. The transcript has a single exon.